GAACUAAACCAUGCUCAUCAAAUGGCCAUAGACAUAUCAUGCGUGGAUAAGAAUUUAGACCUGAGGCUGAUGCUAUGGACCAAGAGUGUUGUCACUGACUUAACUGAUGAAGAAAUGCAGAGCCUUAGAAAUCUGAUUAAUUCAGCUGUUUUGGAUCCAGGAGUGAAGGGUGGUUUGAGAUGGCCCCUAGGGAAGUCAAACUCGAGGGUUCGGUACCGUGUUAGUGGGAUUUGGCACACAGAAGUUAAGUUGUAUGAAAGCUCAUCACUGAGGCUCAAGGUAAGACAUGCUGAUCGAUUUAGUUUUGAGUCUUCUACUGGGGAGUCGUCAUUGGAGAUUACUCUGAAGUUGAAGCAAUUAGCUUCAGACAUACUGAAAUUUAUCAUUGAAGUGCUUAUAUUCCAAAUGUUGUUUCCAGUUUCACCGUUGAGUUGCAAAACAAUUUCAGCGUAG
Molecule: messenger RNA, 453 nt
Organism: Pistacia vera
Lineage: Eukaryota; Viridiplantae; Streptophyta; Magnoliopsida; Sapindales; Anacardiaceae
Exons: 3
Coding region: 22-453 (143 amino acids)
Source: RefSeq, a predicted model, not a curated record